Molecule: messenger RNA, 456 nt
Organism: Talaromyces rugulosus
Lineage: Eukaryota; Fungi; Ascomycota; Eurotiomycetes; Eurotiales; Trichocomaceae
Exons: 2
Coding region: 1-456 (151 amino acids)
Cellular component (GO): nucleus; cytoplasm
Molecular function (GO): diaminohydroxyphosphoribosylaminopyrimidine deaminase activity
Source: RefSeq, a predicted model, not a curated record
AUGGGGGCUAAUUCAGAUCUCAUCACCGACCCGGGAUUCGUCGCCGCGCUUGAAGAGGCCCGCCAAGGUGGUGCUGAAGGAGGAGUCCCAAUCGGCGCUUGUCUGGUAUCCAAAGAUGGAGAGAUCCUAGGCCGGGGACACAAUAUGCGAGUCCAAAAAGGAAGCGCGACUUUACACGGCGAGAUUUCUGCUCUUGAAAAUUCUGGCCGCCGACCAGCUUCGGCUUACGAAGGCUCGACAAUGUACACGACUUUGUCCCCGUGCGAUAUGUGCACCGGUGCUUGCAUCCUGUACAAGGUCAAGCGUGUCGUUGUUGGGGAGAAUAAGAAUUUCCUAGGAGGCGAGCAGCAUUUGCGGAGCCGUGGUAUUGAAGUAGUCGUUUUGCAGAAUGAAGAAUGCAUACAGCUGAUGGAGACUUUCAUCCAAGAAAAGCCCCAAUUAUGGUACGAUCUCUGA